UUUCAAGAAACUCGGUGAUUCUAUCGCGGCGCUGGAUCCUACGCAUCUGGCUAUCCCGUGGGCGGCGGUCGGAUUGGGUCUUCAGAUUGCUGUCAAUUACUUUGAGCAUGACAGUCUUGCACAGGAAGGACUACAGGUGCUGGCAGUGCUCGUUCCCCGAUAUACCGUUUUUGAGAACCUCUAUCUGGGAGACGACUCUCAGAUCAGUAAAACGUUAAAGGGAGAACUGGUGCGAAUGUACUCUCGCGCUUUGACGUUUAUAGCAAAGCUGAAGACGUAUCAUGAGAAGGGCAUAGGGAGUACUGUCUGGACGCCGGCCCAGCUGAAGGAGCUGAUUGACGAGGUUCGGUCGCAGCACACAGUUGUCGAUGACCUUGGACGUCUUGUCGAUGCUGAGCGUCAACGAGAUACCGCGAGUAGAACUCAAACCCAGCUCGGAGAUGUCCAGAGUACACAGACAGCAUUGCGAAAGGCACUAGAGGAGUUUCAAGAUCCAAUACAAGAAAUACAUGAUGGCAUGAUAGACCUCGUCAGGAACCUUAAGGGUAUUUAUACCGACCUGUUGUUGCAGAGUUGCGCUGAACAGCACAGUCCAGGAGGAGACGCAAAUCCUCAAUUGGCUUUCUCGUGUCUCGUACGACAAGUAUCACCAAAGCUUGCGAGUGAACCGCAUGAAAGGCACCGGGCUGUGGGUAUUCGAUCAGCCUCAGUAUAAGCAGUGGAGGACGUCGGCAGAGUCGUCAGUUCUGUGGCUACAAGGGCAGGGUAAGUACCUUUCAAAUAAGGCGCCGAAUAUCG
This is a messenger RNA of Aspergillus versicolor CBS 583.65, 798 nucleotides long. RefSeq lists its product as uncharacterized. The record is from RefSeq and is a predicted model, not a curated record. Lineage: Eukaryota; Fungi; Ascomycota; Eurotiomycetes; Eurotiales; Aspergillaceae. The transcript has 4 exons. Bases 236 to 715 code for a protein of 159 amino acids.